Molecule: messenger RNA, 1699 nt
Organism: Erythranthe guttata (spotted monkey flower)
Lineage: Eukaryota; Viridiplantae; Streptophyta; Magnoliopsida; Lamiales; Phrymaceae
Product: malate dehydrogenase, cytoplasmic
Biological process (GO): malate metabolic process
Molecular function (GO): L-malate dehydrogenase (NAD+) activity
Source: RefSeq, a predicted model, not a curated record
CUCAUCGAUCGAUCUUCUUGCAUAUACGAUACAUAUGCGUUUUCUCUCUCUACAUUGUUUUAACAUAAGAUGUAUACAAUAUUCCUUGCAUGUUAUUCAAGUAUAUUAAUACACAUGCAUGUUAAUUAUUCUAUAGUACUACUACUAUAUAUAUAUAUAUCUAUUUGUUCUUUUCUUUGUGAAGAAGAAAUUAAUAUUGUACUAUUCCAUGGCUUCUGGACUUUGUCUUGCUAUUUUAUUUUGCUUUGUCUACAAGUUUACGCCGAAUUCUCUAAGCCUACCGUGUGAUUUUUCUGCAUUUUUUUUACUAUAUAUAAUUAAUCUCGAUCGUAAAACUUAAUCCCAUUAUAAUUGGUCGAAAAAUUGUACUAUUUUCUUGAUUUAAAGAAAAAAAUUGGAAAUGGAUGAUUUUGUGUCAAUAGAAAAGAGUGUUGUUGUUUUGGGCUGUGUAUAUUUAUCUUGGAAAAUUAUUAAGCACAUAUGGAGCUUCUUGAUUGUUGAUAAAGAACCUGUUACUGUUCUUGUUACUGGUGCUGCAGGACAAAUAGGGUAUGCACUAGUACCGAUGAUAGCAAGAGGGGCAAUGCUAGGUCCAGAUCAACCGGUAAUAAUACACAUGCUUGAUAUUUCACCGGCCGCCGAAGCACUUAACGGCGUUAAAAUGGAACUCGUUGACGCUUCGUUUCCACUUCUCAAAGGGGUAGUUGCCACGACGGACGUAGUAGAAGCUUGUAACGGCGUUAAUAUUGCCGUUAUGGUGGGCGGAUUCCCGAGGAAGGAAGGUAUGGAGAGGAAAGAUGUAAUGUCAAAGAAUGUAUCUAUUUACAAGGCUCAAGCCUCUGCCCUAGAAAAACAUGCUGCCCCAGAUUGCAAGGUAUUGGUGGUAGCAAAUCCAGCAAACACAAAUGCACUAAUCCUAAAAGAAUUUGCUCCCUCAAUCCCAGACAAGAACAUAACUUGUCUCACAAGACUCGACCACAACCGGGCUUUAGGACAAAUCUCGGAGAAGCUCAACGUACACGUUGGCGACGUAAAAAACGUCAUCAUUUGGGGUAACCAUUCUUCAACUCAAUAUCCAGAUGCAAAUCAUGCUACUGUCAAUACGGUCAAUGGCGAUAAACUCGUACCCGACCUCGUUGGAGACGAUAAAUGGUUGAAAACGGAGUUUAUUGCGACGGUGCAACAAAGGGGCGCAGCGAUUAUUAAAGCGAGGAAGCUUUCGAGUGCAUUGUCUGCUGCAAGUUCUGCUUGUGAUCAUAUUCGUGAUUGGGUUUUAGGAACUCCCAAGGGAAAUUGGGUGUCAAUGGGGGUUUAUUCAGAUGGGUCAUAUGGAAUUCCAGCAGGCCUAAUUUAUUCUUUCCCAGUUACUUGUGACAAAGGAGAAUGGUCAAUUGUGCAAGGUUUGAAGAUUGAUGAAUUUUCAAGGGAGAAAAUGGAUGCAACUGCAAAAGAGUUGAUGGAGGAAAAAUCACUGGCAUAUUCAUGCCUCAAUUGAGUCACCCACACUCGGACAACCUAUUUCCAUUCGUCUGUCACUCACUUCGUCGUCGUUUUAUCAUCACGGGAAAAAAAAAUCGAGUCAAAGCGUAGUUUCUACUCAUAGUUGGAAAUAAAAAAAAUAAUUAAUCGUUUAUUUGUAAGCCGCUCGAUACUCGAUUUCAGAUCAUUAACUAUGAAUUUGAUCAUCGAUCAUUAUUAA